AUGACAUCAUUAAUAAUUGUUGAAUCUGGUAUUUCAGAUCCAGUUGCUCCGGAAUGGGAUAAACUGUCAGGUAUAUUAAUCACUCGAUAGGUACUUAAAGAAAAGUAAUUGGGAGGAAAUUUCCAUUUCCGUCCUCUUUGUUUAAUCAUAAUCAGCAUAAUCAAUUAAUCAAUGGUUUUAAAAACCCCUGUCUACCUUAAAUCCCUUCACAAACCAGGCGCGGAGUUAGGAUUUAAACACUGACUGAUUUCCUAAACAAGCGAAGGAGCAAGCUUCUAAGGGGUCCGGGGCAGGCUUCUACAGGAACGUUUUUGGAUUUUUAACUCCUAAAUUCCCCUUUCCUGGGUUUCCAGGUCAUUCAGACAGGAUAUUGGCCAGAUUUCAACUGGGAAAGUGUUUUUUAUUAUUAAAAAUAUAUUUGUUAUGAGAAAUCUGACGGUAGAAACCAGAGUGAAUCUACGCCUGUAAACCUUGGAUGUCCAUGACCUUUACACGAGUCCAACUGAUAAUAAUGGCUGAAUUCUAUUCAAUAAAAUUAUACGGAAAUCUCGCUCCGAACCUGAAUGAUUGAUUAGGUCUUAUAGGAAGUUGGCCGUUUCCCGUACCGUAAGAGUCUAAAAUUUUGGUCCGAACGUGAUAAAACAAUUGCGUGUAACUGUCCCUACACCCCCAUUUAAAGUCUGAGGGAAAAAAUUUGAAUACGAUUCAAAUAUUAAAAAGAAGCUGUUUUCCAAUAGCCUCCUUGCAUGAAAGUUUGAGAGUUCUGUACUGAAUUGUGGCUGCCGAAAUGGAUUGUGCCCCAUGACUGUAUGACGAAUACAAAAAAACUGGUGUUUAGUUCCUGUUAUAGAUUCUGCCCCGGCUAGGGAAUGCAACACAAAAAGUCAAGGUAGUUUCAUUAACGUAGUCAAAGAUUGUCGCUGUCAACAAGGGAUUAAAUUAAUAAAUUUCCCACGUACACGCAAAGAAAGAGAUCAUUAGCGCUAAUAUUUAAUCUCUGACGAGUUUUUAUCUUGAUUUAGUAACAUGGUUGAAAUGGGAAGAACUUCCACUGACUGUAAGUGAUGCUGUUGAUAAGGGAUGGACUUUACAAGACAAAUGCCAAGGUAACGGUUCAUUUAUAACAGAGGAUACACAAGCUAGUAGGAAAUGUUUACACACACUUCCAGGAUUAACAAACCCUUGAUUUCCCUUUUUUCAGACAACGCUUAUUACCGCGGUAACCGUUACGUUCGCGACGGAAACAUUACACUGAUGUUGCUAUUUGAUGAAAACAAUAGAAUAGCGGGGCUACAAACAGGAGUAAGUAAUUUCCGUUUCAUCUGUAUUCCAUUCUAAACGUGUUUUAUUAGCCUGAGAAAACAGCCAACAUUUCGCGAGGCUACUCGUGGUUUCCCCCGCGAAAUGACGUCUGAGUAACGAGCGCAGAAAUUCCAAACUGAUGACGUGUCACUACCCAGAUAUGGGUAGUGCUUCUGAUUGGUUGAAGAGACGGCAAGAACAAUCAGAAGCACUACCUACAUCUGGGUAGUGACACGUCACAGGAGAGAAUUUCUGCGCUCGCCUCCUCACACCGGUCAUUCCGCGGUUAAACUAGUGGUGGCUUUGCGAAAUGUCUGCUGUUUUAUUUGAACAUACACACACUCACCGAUGCUAUUAACAACAAGUCAGCUCGUCAACACCAUGCUAGUGCCAUCCUGUACUCCUAGGCCCAUCUAUUCGAAGGCCAGUUAACGCAGAACUGGGCUGACUGUAGAAAGUCAAGGUAAGAGGAGAGGGGCGGGAGAGAGAGAGAGAGAGGUCUCUUCUCUUAUUCUUUCCUGACUCCCCCUAACUUUUUUUUCACUGCUCAAAGUCCCGGAUAUUUUGAGACCAAAACUGGCGACCAAAAAACUGCGCAAAAAAGUUCAUUACUGCUGAUUAGAUAUUCAGUCUGUUAACCAACUGGUAAGCUGCUGUUUGUAAUUUGUUACAUAUCAGAAUGGUGAUACCAAGUGAAUUUUGGUAUGUAAUCAUAUAUGUAAUUUUUGGUGUGUAAUCAUUUAAUUUGAGAGAGCUUGUUCAGAUUGAUAAUUGCAAAGAUAACACAAUAAUUAUAGAGUCGUUAAUACCAUAUGAAGUUUAUUUUGAUGAUAUGUGUGUUACUUUCGACAGAUUGCGAAAUCAGCUUUCGGUGCUAAAAAAGGGUUACCGUGGAAAGAGGAGAAUGGCAAUUACAUAAUAACGGCUUACUUCAAAGAUCCAAGUCUAAUUUGUUCCCACAGACCCUCGCAAGCCAAAUAUAUCGGCGACCGACUUUUGAUUCAGAAAAGUUCAACUCCGUAUGACUUCAUCCAUGUGCCUUUACUUGAAGAUGGACUAUUUGAAAGCGCAUGGACGGAGGGUGAAUGCUUUUGGUCAAUGGGUAAGCUUGCACCGAUCUAACCGCGUUAUCAAUCUACCUAAUCUUACAUACGUUAAGGGAACUGGAGCCGAAAUGCGUCCCGCUAUUGUUUCAGGGAUGGUUACUGCAGACGCGCCGGUCAACUAUUCGCCAAUUUUUUCCUCUUUCCUGAGUUACACUCCAAGAGAUCUUUGCAAAACGUAACUCGAUAGGCUAAGUUUCCUUCUCAUGUCUCAAAUGCUUUGGGUAGUUAUUACGUUUAACAUAAUACUAAGAAGCCUUUAGAAAGAGAGAGGGCAUCAGCUCUUGAAUAUGGUGAAUCGCUGGUGGUAAUUCCCAAUUACACAGAGAGCAACGUCUCAUCAGUGGGAGCUCAUAUGGAAUAAACUAGCAAACUGGCCAGCUAUUUCCCAAUUUCUCUUUGUUGCAAGUGGAGCAUGCGCAACACAUUUACGUGCAUAUUGAAAUCAAUUGUUGGCUUUUCUUUUAAAGGAAAAUUGUACUGGUAUGACCUGUCAAACGUUGCUGAUUGUGACUCCGUCUUCCCUGUGUUUCUAAUGUUCACCAAUGGCGUGCUGAACGGUUUUGGCUGGGUUCUUCCCUUUAAAGUUGACAAUCCACGAUUUGUACAUCCUACUAAAGAGUCGUUUCCGGUACGUUAAACAAAAUUUAACUAAGUGUAAGACCGGUCUUAAGCAAAUAUCUCGAGUCCUCAGUAUAUAAAAUUGACGAAUUUGAAACAGAUGUCCACAACUGAGGAAAAAUGAAAGAAGAAAAUAACAACAAAUAAUGACCUCAAUAAAAACCUCCAAAUAAGCUUUCAAAACUCCCAGCAUUUGUUCUUAGAAUUAUUUCAAUCGCCUAUGAAAAAUACAGGGCGAGCACAAAACGGAAACAGGUGAGCUUCGAUUCGGGUUCUUAGUAGAUACCGUAGUAACAUGCCCUAAUCAGUUUUUCUUCUUAAUCGGGCCUUUUACUUAGCAGUGACUGGUUUGGCUUUAUUUUGCCCAAAUUGUCAGACUGGUUUCCCAAGACACCGAACUUAGCGGAAAUCAUUACGAUCUUUCGCCCCAUAUAAGGGAAUCCGGAUUACGGAAUCCGGCAAAAUCAGGAAUCCUGAGCUUUGGAAUUCGGAAUAAAGCUCAAGGAAUCCGGAAUCCCGUUAACGAUUGGAUUCCAGACUCCAAGUUUCACUGACAAAGAACCAGAAUCCAAUACCUGGGAUACGGCAUUCACUGCAUGAAAUUUAGAAUCCAGAGCUGCCUUGGAUCCCCUUACAAGGUGCUAUAGAGAAAGUCAUUAAUAUUAAUCUUAAGUACCUUUGAUUGUUGUUUGGCUGGUUCGUUGGUUUUGGAUAAUAAAACGUCGCAGAUCGUUAAAAAAAGGGGAAAAUAGUCUUUGAGUCCGGACUUUAAACAGACUUAUCUCUAUAGUAUUGAACGUCCGAAACGUAGACCUUUUCAUGCGCCAUUAACUCUGAGUGUUGUCCUUAUUUUUCUUUGUAUUUCUUCAUUACAGUAUCUUUUUAAGAACGCCACUGUACCCGACUGUUUUCGGAACACUGGUUAUCUGUCCUUGAUGCAUGUCUACUUAGAUUCCAAUCCAUUCUUCAACAUUUGCUAGAUGAACUUCCGCGGAAGGUGCAGAAAGAGGAAGGGCGUUUGCUACUCUUAAAGUAUUAGAUAGAAUUCCCAUAUUUCUGUAGAUGUUCAGGACCCGAAAUAAAACAAUGAAAUAAAGAUCAAUUAUAAGUAGUUCCCAUUUUGCUCGGCCUGGGUUGGGGAAGGGCGUAUUUUUCUCCUGAGGGAUUGUUUAGUUUAAUUUCCGGCUCUAGGCUUCUUCGCUUUUCGUUGCAGCUGUUGUCAGUCUUUGUUCCUGUUUAGUUCUGUUUGUGUUCAUACGUCUGCUUUAGGAUUCUUUUAACCUUGACAGUGGGAGCCUCCAGAUUGGACCAUGAACGCGAUAUUGAGAACCAGUAAAUGUUCUUGACGGACAGUCUACACAUUCACUCUUGUUUCAGCCACUCUACAACGGCCACUUUCUUCCGUUCCCAAGUUGGCCGCUGUAGACAGGUUCAACUGUAUUCUCUUAGAAGUCAAAUUUAAACCUUGCAAAUUAGAAGUUUCAUAUUGCAAACAAAAAAAAUUGAUCUUAUCUUCUGUACUAACUUGCUUUUAACUCCGUUGGGUAUUGGCCUUGCAAGACAUGUGACAGCAAAUUUAAACGAAAACAGGUGACGAGAAUAUUUUGAAAAGUAAACGAACUUGCGUAAAUAAGUCGAAAGAAACUCUAAAUUGGACUCAGACUCAGUUUAUCUUUACUAUUGCAGUGGCAAUCACGUUGAAAUAACAGUUGAAGAUUUUUCUUCUUUCGGUCUUGCCCUAGUUAAUCCUAUUUUAACACAUGCUAUAUUGUCUGUAUUCAAGCAAGUUCGAAAACCAAUUUCAGCUUAUUUCUACUGAUUAUAAUUGUAGAUUAGUCCUUGUAUUAUGUAUUUUUUGCAUAUGUUGAUAGUUACCGGAUCACCUUGCAUCAAAUAAAUUAAAAAACAAAACAAUAUAAUCGAUCAAAAUUUUUAUCUUUCCAUUUCCUUGGAACAUGUUCUCUUCUUUCCAAAAACGUAUAUUUCAUGCGACCAUUUCCUGAAAUUAAAUGACAAAAAUGCUUGGUUUUCCUGUGCUGCUACUUCGUUGUGAUGGAAACCGAGUCAAAUAUUUACGAUUUGCAUACGUAGUUUGUAACAACCAAGAGAACAACAAACCUUGUGAUCGCGUGCCGCCUGUACGUCACAGUCAAUUAAUCACGCGGUUAUUCACCAACUUGGUCAUAUCUAGUUCAUUUGGCGAGCGAGAUAAGAGUUGGGAUUAUUUGAAACACUGGCCGUGUUACUUAGUCAGAUACUUAACGCCAUGGUGCAGUUGGAAGGUGAAUUAGUGAAGAACCAAAACCUCGAACUCGACAAAGAUUACCUCGUUCUUGCAAGUAUCGAUUCCUCAUCGGACGACGACGGCCAAUGCGACGAAAACGAUGUCUUCAACACAAGUUGCCACGGAAGUCAUUUCAAACGAAUGAAGGAGGAACCGACACAGUGCGACGAAUAUGCCAUCAAGCGAAGAAAGCUUCACACACAACUAGACUUGAUGAAUUCUAUACUCAUGUCCAUGUCUUUCGGUGGGAACGUUACAUCCUCUGAUGAACUAUUCAGUGACGGUUCUGCUUCAUGCAGCAAACGAACGGUGUCAAGGAAAUUGCCAACCAAACGACUGGCCGCACGAAAAACGAAAAGCAACAACCACUGUAGAUAG
Messenger RNA from Porites lobata, 5688 nucleotides. Lineage: Eukaryota; Metazoa; Cnidaria; Anthozoa; Scleractinia; Poritidae. The record is from the annotation of a GenBank genome assembly.